Molecule: messenger RNA, 1304 nt
Organism: Paramormyrops kingsleyae
Lineage: Eukaryota; Metazoa; Chordata; Actinopteri; Osteoglossiformes; Mormyridae
Product: fructose-1,6-bisphosphatase 1-like
Biological process (GO): gluconeogenesis; fructose 6-phosphate metabolic process; fructose metabolic process
Cellular component (GO): cytosol; cytoplasm
Molecular function (GO): fructose 1,6-bisphosphate 1-phosphatase activity
Source: RefSeq, a predicted model, not a curated record
GGCCACCUCCCUGCAACACCCACUUUUUUCAAGUUUCCAGUUAAAAACUCUAAAGGCGGAAUUGGCCGAUCUUCUGUUCCACACAGAGUAGGAGAAACACUGCGGCCGCCGAGAUGUCAGAGAGAAGCGCCUUCGACACCAAUGUUAUUACUCUCACGCGUUUCGUGUUGGAGGAGGGUAGGAAAGCCAAGGGAACGGGAGAGUUAACAACCCUCCUCAAUUCUAUGUGCACGGCAAUCAAAGCUAUUUCUACUGCUGUCAGGAAGGCAGGCAUCGCUAAUCUCUAUGGCAUUGCAGGCAGUACCAAUGUAACUGGGGAUCAAGUGAAGAAGCUGGACGUCCUCUCCAAUGACUUGGUGAUCAACAUGAUCAAGUCCUCCUUCACCUCAUGUGUACUGGUGUCCGAGGAGAAUGAGCAAGCCAUAAUUGUGGAGCCCGACCAAAGGGGUAAAUACAUUGUUUGCUUUGAUCCUCUGGAUGGUUCUUCAAACAUAGACUGCCUCGCAUCUAUUGGGACAAUUUUUGCCAUCUACAGAAAGGUGACAGACGAUGAACCAAAUCAGAAGGAUGCUCUGCAGCCUGGCAGGAACAUUGUGGCUGCAGGCUAUGCCCUUUAUGGCAGUGCGACCAUGAUGGUGCUCUCAGCUGGUCAGGGGGUUAACUGCUUCAUGCUGGACCCAUCAAUAGGGGAGUUUAUUCUGGUGGACAGAAAUGUCAGGAUAAAGAAGAAGGGCAAGAUCUACAGUCUUAAUGAGGGAUAUGCCAAGUUUUUUGACCCUGCAGUCACAGAAUACUUGAAAAGGAAGAAAUUUCCAGAGGAUGGAAGCGAGCCCUAUGGGGGGAGGUAUGUGGGCUCCAUGGUAGCAGAUGUUCAUCGAACUCUUGUGUAUGGAGGCAUCUUCCUGUAUCCUGCUAAUGUCAAGAGCCCAAAGGGAAAGCUGAGGUUGCUUUAUGAGUGCAACCCCAUGGCGUACAUCAUGGAGCAAGCUGGUGGAAUGGCCACAACGGGGGCCUGUAAUGUGCUGGACAUCCAGCCGGAGUCCAUCCAUCAGAGGGUUCCUGUGGUGCUGGGCUCCCCCGAUGAUGUACAGGAGUACAUAUCCAUCUUCAAGAAGCAUGCCAAGUGAAUGCUGCUUAGCCAGACCAAAGACCCAAGCCUGGUUCUUCAAAAGCGGACGCUUUGAAAAAAUAGCGCCCAUGGACUUUCACAUAAUUUCCAUUUUUAUCUGGGAAAUAGUUUUAUUUCAUCUAAUAUGUGGACUAAAGAAUAUGGUGAAUAAAAUGUCUUUCAAGCUCCUGUUUCA